This is a messenger RNA of Lymnaea stagnalis (great pond snail), 5538 nucleotides long. Lineage: Eukaryota; Metazoa; Mollusca; Gastropoda; Lymnaeidae. The record is from the annotation of a GenBank genome assembly.
AUAUAUGCUGCUUGUGUACUACGGUCGUAUUCCUCUACCAAUUGUCUAGAGUGUUGUGUGUGUAUGAAAGAGUUGCAACACACAAACGCCAGACAUGGAUCCAUUGAAGAGGUUUGAAGAGGCCAAGCUGCGCGGACUGAAUAAGGACGAGUACUUUCAUCUUAUGGAGAUGGAGGUGAAACUCCUGGAGAUGAGAAAACAAGAGGUGAUGUGAAAUACGGUGUGUGUGUGUGUGUGUGACAGACACUGAGUGCUGUGUAAAUGUGGUGUGUGUGUGUGGUAGGUACUGAAUGGUGUCAAUUUGAUGUGUGUGAAAGGGAUUGAAUGACAUAAAUGUGGUGUGUUUGAUAGGUACUGCAUGUGUAUAAAAGUGGUGCGUGUGAUAGGCAAUGAAUAGUGCAAAUAUGGUGUAUAUUAUAUUCACUGAAUAGUGUAAUGGGGUCUGUGAGUGAGGGAGAGAAAGAGAGAGAGAGAGAGAGAGAGAGAGAGAGAGAGAGAGAGAGAGAGAGAGAGAGAGAGAGAGAGAGAGAGAGAGAGAGAGAGAGAGAGAGAAAGAGAGAGAGAGAGAGAGAGAGAGAGAGAGAGAGAGAGAGAGAGAGAGAGAGAGGAUGAUAUGGAAACAAAGUGUGUGUAUGGAAAGGAGUGGGAGCAACACAAUUAAAUUGCUCAUGACAGAGGCGUGAAUAUUAGAAAGAGGGAAGGAGGGAGAGUAAGAUAGUGAUGAUGGUGAAGAUAGGGUGUAAAAAAUGUAUUUUAUCUCAUGAGAUAUACACAAAGGGAACGAUAACGUUAUAGAUUUUCCAAUUUAUUAAUGUAAUCUUUCCAAAGCCUUUCAAAAUCAAGGCUAUCACAUUGACAAAUAUGAUAAGCAUAGUCAACAAACUAAAUGGUUAGCCAACACACUGAAAGUUUAGUCAACACACUACAUGUUUAGUCAACACGCUAAAUGUUUAGCCAACACGCUAAAUGUUUAGCCAACACACUACAUGUAUAGCCAACACACUACAUGUAUAGCCAACACACUACAUGUAUAGCCAACACACUACAUGUUUUGUCAAAAUAAUGUUUAAUUUGUGAUAUCCCCCCCCCCCUUUUUGGACUGUACAGGUGUCAGCAGCAUCAGUUGGUAGAGCAGGACAGUCUGAAGCUGGUCAGUUUGGAUAUUUUUUUUUUUACCUUUUCUUUUCCUUAAACAAAUUACCCUAAAGGAAGAUGCUUUUUACAUGUAUAGCCAACACACUACAGGUUUUGUCAAAAUAAUGUUUAAUUUGGGAUAUCCCCCCCCCCUUUUUGGACUGUACAGGUGUCAGCAGCAUCAGUUGGUAGAGCAGGACAGUCUGAAGCUGGUCAGUUUGGAUAUUUUUUUUUUUUACCUUAUCUAUUCCAUAAACAAAUUACCCUAAAGGAAGAUGCUUUUAAUCUCUCCCUGUCAUUAAAUGUACAUUGAAUUACUUGAAUUAUGAGACAAUUUAAAACGCAAACGAUUGGUAAUGGAAUUCAGUUGUUCUUUUUUCGUUGUUGUUGUAUAUCAAAAGCACAGACUAACAUAAUGAUAUAGGCACCUGAUAAAGGUCAAUAGACAAGUCGUCCUAUUGAGGGGAGUGUUCAUUAAAUGGAAUAUGUUGUACGGGAAAGCUAAAUUGUUCAAAUAAUUGAUGUUUCGAAAUGUUUGGGAAGAUGUCUAUAACGCAAUUAUGUUACAUCAAGGGUAAUUCCCCCCCUCUCACCCCCCCCCCCCCCCGAAACCCAACUCAAAAGGCAACAACAUCGAAGAAUAAUUUGUAUUCAUUGAAAUACAUUUAGUUUUGCGUGUAUAAUAAAUACAAACUUUGGGGUAAGUUCCAAGGUAAUAGGACCAACACCAAUGUGUGUCAGUGGCCUGUGCUUUACUUCUGCAAAUUUUAAAAUGUUGUACACUGGAGAGGGUGAACAUUUUAUUGACAGGGUGGACAUUUUUGCUCCAUAGAUCUUUCUUACGAUUGGUUUGUUCAUCUUUCUAUGUAUAUGACGCCAUAACCCGCUAUGACAAUUACAGUAACUGUUAACCACGAUUAUGGCAUAUCUCUCCCGUCAGAUCUCCAACAGAUGCUUCGUGACAUGCACCACCAGCAGGUCCGCCAGCACGAGAAGGUGUGCCGCGGCAUCAAGCUCAUCCUGGAGCAGCUCCACCAGCAGCAGCAGGAUCACCAGGACCAGCGGCACAAUGUGGGCACGCAGAUCUCCGAAAUUUACCGAAACGUUGACGGCAAGCUCGAGUCGUCCGUCCAGCAAAUGAAAGAGGAGCUCCGGGAGCUGCGUGCUGAGGUUCUGAACAAAGUUGAAGGUGGCAGGGGUUAUUUGAGGGACACCCUCACGGGGGUCAAGGGGGUGAAAGCGAGUGUGUUCGGCAAGAUCGGGGAAGUAACCAACAGCAUCAAAGGUAAUUUUCACGAUGUCCGGAAAGACAUUUUUAGUAGAGUUACAUCCCUUGAGGGGGAUUUUUUAAAUUUUGAGAAUGGUGGAGGGAGAGAACCGUUGCCUAAACCAAAUGAACUCACGACGCGAAUUCAAAGGGAUCCUGCUCGGGAAAAGUCAACAAGCGUAGCACAGUUCGAACAGUCAGACGAGUUUACCAGCAACGAAAGCGUAGAGGGAAAAGACAGUUUCGGUGAUACUGAAAAUGAGGCAUCCCAAAAAUUACAUGAUGAUUUUGAACGCAAAGAAAGUGUGCAGGAUACAGAACACGUAAAUUUGAGGUCAGAUCAUGAACAAUCGGACGAUGUCCACCACGAACAUUCAAUUCCUAACCAGACGAGUGAGCCGCUGUAUGCUUCUAGUGCUCUUGAGCACCAGAGCGGAGUCUGUUCACAGCAAGCCGACUCGACACUACAGAGAUUACGAUCAGAAGCCAUGUCGGUUGAAGAACAAAUCGAGACCACAUCACGACACAUUGAUGACCAGCCAAACGAAACAACGGAUUCACUUUUACAAACUUCACACUUACUACUACAAGCUGUGGACGGAGUACGCAAUUUUAACGACGAACUUCCUCAGUUGGACUCGUUUCCCGAGAGCCACGUGGAUCAAAAUAUUCAAACUGAUAGCGAUGACAGGAAAUCACUAACAAGUAGACUGAUACAAGAAGUGCCGGGACCACGUACGGCGUCACUGCAGGAAAACACGUCACUUCUGCAGGAUAAGUCACGACCGCAUGAAAUGCCACUUCCUACGUCCUCGCCACAGGAUGCGUUACCGUCUUCGAAUACUUCACAGCCGCAUGACAAGUCACCGAAUCUAAACACGCCACCACAACAAGACGCACCACAACUUUCAGGCAGCACGUCGCCACAGGGCUCGUCACAACAACGGGAGGCGUCACUGCGACCUCCUAGAGAUCAAGAUGAUCCGAAGACGAGUUUCGAACAGCAAUUGGAAGUUCUGGAACGGCUCUUCUAUGUGGUAACCCAGCAAUCGCACCAGCUGUUCCUGGACACGGUGGAGGACAAAAUGGAGCAGACCCUCAACGUGAUCGUCGCGCUGGUGACCGGGGUCAAGCACGAGAUUUGUGACGUCACGGAGAAAGAGAUGCAGCUGGUCAGGGACAGACUGACCAGCGGGCCUCGUCCUGGAAAACAUUACGUUUGCGAUUUCUACGUCAAGAACGUCCGAAACAUGGUCUACCGCGAGGACAGUCAGAUGAGUCUUCCUUGGCACAUCCAUCAGAUGAGGUCGUGCGUCAAAGGUUACGUUGAGGUCACCGGAAACGGGGACAUGUACGUGGCCUUGAUGUACGGCCGCCACCCGUCGGCCCUGGGGCUGGCCCCACGCGCGGGGAUCAAGCUCAAGGUGAAGGCCACCGUGAAAGACACAACGGGGACCCUGCCGGACGUAGUGGUGGGGGAAGCCACCUGGAACUGCAACGAGGCCGGGGUCAAGGACAACAGGGCGUGGGGUAAAAAGAUCGGGGUCCUGUCCUGCGUGAGUUUGGUCAACCAGGGUUACGGAGAGAAGGAGGGCUACGCCUAUGGUUCUAUGCUAAUCAGAUACGAGAUCACUGUCCUCAAGGAAUGACUUACCGGAUUCAAAGACCAGUAAUUCGUGCAUUAACGAAUGUCCCUCCCCUAUUUUCUUUUCCCACUUGUAUUUCGUCUGUUGUUAGAGACGGUCUUUUCAGACACGCCCAUAUGGCAUUUUUUGUUUUUUUGUUGAUAAUUACGUUUCACGGUUAUUGUUCACAUAUGCAUUUUUUUGUAUUUUAAUUAGAGAACUGACUAGUAAAGUAGCAGGGAAAGUUAAUUGAUUUUUUUAAAAAUGAUAAACUUAUUCAAAUAUGAAAUAAGUAUCAAUUUCUACAAAGCAAAGGUCUGCUAAAUAUUUUUUUUUUAACUGCUCGGACCACCCUACAUAUUUACAAUGAGUCCGCAUCACAGCACCGGUAUAAACACGCAAAAAGAAAAGUAAAAAAAUAAUGGAGGUCAGAGAGCAUACGUAAAAUUGAAAGUAAGGAUAAUAAAUGAAGGACGGCGUUCAAGCUGUGUGAAGGUGAUAGUAGAUCAAGGCAUGGGGAAGCUCGAAUAUAUAAAGACAGGACAGUGCACUGAAAGAAAAAUAAAGGCGAAGGAGAUGAGAUGUUUCAGAAGCAUUCUUCUAAUCUGCUAUAGAGACCAGAUCUCUAACGAACAAUUGAAAGAAAGGAUUCGUCAAGCAAUCGGACAGUAUGAUGACCUCCUGGUGACUGUAAAAAAAGCGCAAACUGGAAUGUUAUGGCCACGUGACAAGAAAACAAGGGCUCGCCACAGAAAUCAUGCAGGGCACAACGAGAGGAGGGAGAAGAAGAGGAAGACGAGAAAAAGAUGGGAAGGUAAAAUCAAAGAGUGGACGUGUCUAAAACUGGGCGUUGCUGUGCGAAGUGCAGAAAACAGAGACGAAUGGAGGAGGAUUGUUCACAUGUCAUCUGUGGCGCCCCAACGGUCCAAGGACUAAGGGGCAUGAUGAUGAUGAUGUGCACUGCGCACCAUCAUAAUAUCGCGGCACGACAGUGUGCCGCCUCACACCGGUGCGGAGCUCUGCGCUAAAGUAAUAUUUUUUCUUCUGCAUGAUAAGAGAAUACAUGUCGAACGCUCAGACUGUUGGGGGGGGGGGAUCUAUUAUUUAAGCCCCACGUGCAAUGUCUGUUUAUUUUAACCCCACCAUAGCUUGCAGCGGUAUCGUAAUUGUUGUGGAAAACAUUCAUGUUUUCUAUAAGAACAAGAAGAAAACUAUUCUCUCUCCCCCCUUAUUAUGUGUUAACUCGAGCAUUAAGGGGGGAAAACAAUUGUUUUAACUAUUUUACAAAAAAAUUUUGUUUUUACAAAUCUUGAUUAUUGUGGAAAAAGUUAUUCAGGGAAAAUAAAUUUCAAAUAUCGAAAAAAAAAUUUUUAAAUUGAAUUUAAAAAAAGGGGGGUUCAUUUUGCAGACCAAAGCUAUAUUCAAUGUGCAGUGAAUUAUUCAGCCUCAUUUCACCCCCGCCCUCCACCCCCCCCCCCACAUACGACACAAAAAAUUACAAAAACAUAUUGC